GAGUGACAGACAGACAGACAGUGAAUGUGUUUUGGUUUGCCUUCAAUGCCAACGCCUGACCAACACUUCCCACACAUCACUCACACACAUGUCAUCCGAAGACAAUUCACCGAUUAGUCAAUGAUCACCGCAUCGGUCGCUGUUGUAGUGUGUCUUACGUAGGGAUCAGUUGUCUGUAUGGAUAGCAGUGUUUUGAUUGUGUUUUUGAGUCUAUUUUUGUCUCAUUUGUAUUGCAUUUAAAUUACUUAUCAAUUUGUGACCAAAUCUUAAAGUCGAUGACAUUAUAGCGUUGUUUGUGUCAAUCGGUGGUCACCUUUCAGUGUCUUUUCUCAUCGACGACAUGGACUUCAGCGCCAAGAGUUUCAAGGGUUUGGUCUCCGAUGUCGGCACUGUCUUCACGCGAGCCAAACAGUACGCCGAAGAGACGAUCGGAACGGCAGAGAAGACCGAAUUGGACGCACAGUUUGAGAGUUUGGCCGAAAGGGCCGACAGGACUAAACUGUGGACCGAACGCAUC
This is a messenger RNA of Medioppia subpectinata, 517 nucleotides long. Lineage: Eukaryota; Metazoa; Arthropoda; Arachnida; Sarcoptiformes; Oppiidae. The record is from the annotation of a GenBank genome assembly.